Chaetura pelagica (chimney swift) is the source of this 975-nucleotide messenger RNA. RefSeq names its product aldose reductase-like. The transcript is spliced from 9 exons. Gene Ontology annotation, molecular function: aldose reductase (NADPH) activity. Gene Ontology annotation, cellular component: cytosol. Lineage: Eukaryota; Metazoa; Chordata; Aves; Apodiformes; Apodidae. The record is from RefSeq and is a predicted model, not a curated record.
AUGGCCAUUAGGAUGAUCCACUCCAUAACCUUCCCCAACAUCAAGGUCAGGCUGACAGGUCCUCAGGCGGGGUCUUCAGGUCUCCCGGGGAGCCGUUCCGAGUCGCCCUUCGGUCACCCCCUUCUCCGGCCCCCGCACAACGCCGGGCGGCAAAGCCCAGCCGGCCGAACGCAGUUCCCAGCUGCAAGGCCCCUCGAGUUGGUUACCUAUUUACACGCCAAACGCCUGGAGACCGCUCAGUCCCCCCCAGGGCAAGUAGCAGCUGCAGUGAUGGCUGCCAUCGACGCUGGGUACCGGCACUUUGACUGUGCCUACGUGUACCAGAACGAGAAUGAGGUUGGGGAAGGGAUCCAGCAGAAAAUCAAGGAAGGUGUCGUGAAACGAGAGGAUCUCUUUGUUGUCAGUAAGGCAGGAGAGGAGCUGUUUCCCACAGAUGACAAAGGCAUGUCAAUACCCAGCAACACAGACAUUCUACAUACGUGGGAGGCCAUGGAAGAGCUGGUGGAUGCUGGUCUGGUAAAAGCCAUUGGAAUCUCCAACUUUAACCGUGAGCAGACUGAAAGAAUCUUGAACAAGCCAGGACUGAAAUAUAAGCCUGCAAAUAACCAGAUCGAGUGUCAUCCAUACCUUUCCCAGGAAAAGCUUAUUGACUAUUGCCAAUCCAAAGGGAUCACUGUGACAGCAUAUUGUCCCCUUGGACGCCCUGACAGGUAAUUUCAGAAGCAGGAGCCAUCCUCUCUCUGACUCGGUGCUCUGCUUCUGCAGGUUCUCCUUCGCUUCCAGAUCCAGAGAAAUGUGAUUGUGAUUCCCAAGUCUGUCACUCCACAGCGCAUUGUGGAGAACUCCAAGGUGUUUGACUUCGAGUUGACUAAAGAAGAGAUGGCAACUCUUCUCAGCUUAAACCGAAACUGGAGAAUCUGUGAAAUGAUCACGUGCAAAAACCACAAGGAGUACCCUUUCAAUGCAGAAUACUGA